This is a messenger RNA of Gasterosteus aculeatus aculeatus (three-spined stickleback), 2574 nucleotides long. It is a transcript of the gene asns, whose product is annotated as asparagine synthetase. Gene Ontology annotation, molecular function: asparagine synthase (glutamine-hydrolyzing) activity. Gene Ontology annotation, cellular component: cytosol. The record is from RefSeq and is a predicted model, not a curated record. NCBI's taxonomy places the organism in Eukaryota, Metazoa, Chordata, Actinopteri, Perciformes, Gasterosteidae.
UUGAAAACUCGUUCGCUAAUUCCGGUUAUUGUCUCGACUGACGAGAGGCUGCGCAAUGCAGUGCGCAUCAGAGACACGCUGCUGAUUCAAUCGGUUGUGCCAGUAAAGCGUUUGAAGAACAAACGGAGACAUGUGUGGAAUCUGGGCUUUGUUUGGCAGUGAUGAGUGUCUGUCGGUCCAGUGCACCAGCGCCAUGAGGAUCGCUCACAGGGGCCCCGACGCCUUCCGCUUCGAGAACGUCAAUGGCUUCACCAACUGCUGUUUCGGCUUCCACCGGCUGGCCGUCGUGGACCAGCUGUACGGCAUGCAGCCCCUGCGCAUCAAGAAGUUCCCCUUCUUGUGGCUCUGCUACAACGGAGAGAUUUAUAACCACCACACGCUCAGGAAGCAGUUUGACUUUGAUCACCAGACAAAAGUGGAUGGCGAGAUCUUGCUCCAUCUGUACGACCGCUUCGGCAUCCAGAAGAUGGCCUCCCUCCUGGAUGGCGUCUUUGCUUUUGUCUUGCUGGACACCGCCAACAGAAAAGUCUUUCUGGGGCGAGACACGUACGGCGUCCGGCCUUUGUUUAAAUUCAUCACGGACGACGGAUUUCUUGCAGUGUGCUCCGAAGCCAAAGGACUUACGGACAUCACCCAUGCAGCAGAGUCCCCCGCCAACAUCGUGGCCCUCCUCCCCGGGCACUUCGAGGCCUUCGAUCUGAAGCCGAACGGAAAGGUUCAGCCGGUCCAGAUGGAGCCGUUUCACUGCUGCACAGAAGAGCCGGCGCAUGCCGUCUACGACGCCGUGGAGAUGCUGCCUGCAAGCUGUGAGGACGAGGCGGUGAGGAGCAACGUCAGAGCCCUGUUUGAGAGCGCCGUGAGGAAACGUCUCAUGGCUCAAAGGAGAAUCGGCUGUCUUCUGUCAGGCGGGCUGGACUCCAGCUUGGUCGCUGCCACGCUGGUGAAGCUGGCCAAGGAGGAGAAGCUGCCGUAUCCCAUCCAGACAUUUGCCAUCGGGUCAGAGGACAGCCCAGACGUCUUAGCUGCUCGGAAGGUUGCAGCCCACAUCGGCAGCGAACACCACGAGGUGAACUUCACUGCUGAAGAAGGCAUCCAAGCUGUAGAGGAAGUCAUCUAUCACCUGGAGACAUAUGACAUCACCACCAUACGCGCCUCUGUCGGGAUGUACUUGAUCUCAAAGUACAUCAAGGAGAAGUCCGACAGCGUGGUGAUCUUCUCUGGGGAGGGUUCUGAUGAGCUGACUCAGGGAUACCUCUAUUUCCACAAGGCUCCGACUCCCAAAGCCGCCGCUGAGGACAGCGUCCGACUGCUGAAGGAGCUCUACCUGUUCGAUGUGCUCCGCGCCGACCGCACCACUGCUGCACACGGUCUGGAGCUCCGAGUGCCGUUCCUGGACCACAGAUUCACGGCCUACUACCUCUCCCUGCCCGAGGAGAUGAGGACCCCCAAGCACGGCGUGGAGAAGCAUCUCCUCAGAGACUCCUUCAAAGACCUCAACCUGAUCCCGGAUGAGAUCCUGUGGAGGCGCAAAGAGGCCUUCAGCGACGGAAUGAUGUCUGUGAAGAAGUCGUGGUACGUGUGCCUGCAGGAGCACCUGGAGUCCAUGGUGAACGAUGACCAGAUGGAGAAGGCUCACCAGACGUUCCCUCACAACCCGCCGCCCUCCAAAGAGGCCUACUACUUCCGACAGGUGUUUGAGAAGCGCUACCCGGGCCAGGCCGAGUGGCUCUCCCACUACUGGAUGCCCCGCUGGGCGGACGCCAGCGACCCGUCGGCCCGCACCCUGGCCCUCUACACGCCCGAUAAAGACCAGUGAUCCGUGUGCGUCCUGCUCGGGUUCUGCCUAUUUGGUCGCGUCCUAGCCGCCAGUGGGACGCUGUUUGUCAAGCUUAGCUUAGCUUUAGUAACCAUUUGACAAACCUGGGGUCGCUUUUAUAGCCGGCGUGUUCUCACAAAACGGGGUCCGAAAGAGGCGAGCGCCACUUCCGACAUUGUGACGUGUAGAAGCAGGCUGCAGGAGGAUGUGUGCACUUGUAGAGGCAGAUGGCGACGUGGGGAACUGAAGCCGGGUUGUAGGAGUGAAAUGUCAUUACAUUGAGUUUUAUUCUCUUUAUCAUUAACAGUCAAACCAGCAGGUGUCUUUGCGCUUUUACUAGUGAGCAAUAACUACAGCCGCAUUUAAAAAAAAAUCAUAAUAUAAAACCAACAAGAAACUCAAAUCAAAUUGUGUUUAAUAAUCUAUCCAACAACAACAACAACAACAGCUGUGAGAUAAAGAAAGACCGAUCACAACCGGUUCUCCUCAAGUCUGCAGUGAACACAACUUCCUUGAUUCAUUUAUGAGGACAGCAUCGAGUACACAGAGAUAUCUAAUCAGCUGUCACUCACGCUGCCUCCUGACUGUAAACCCACUGUAGUCGUAGCGGUUUGUAUUUCAUACAAUACAAGGUCUAAUCUAAGGAUUUCAUUCAGUAUUUGUUAUUUCAAUGUUGGGCUUGUUGUACACUAGUUGUUAAUUUUACUAUCUGAUUCGUAUUGGGAGAAGUGAAUAAACUCUGUUGUACUUUCCUGUGA